This is a messenger RNA of Aspergillus calidoustus, 1356 nucleotides long. Lineage: Eukaryota; Fungi; Ascomycota; Eurotiomycetes; Eurotiales; Aspergillaceae. The record is from the annotation of a GenBank genome assembly.
AUGAGUUUCGCCCGUCCGGCUAAAUGUUUGAUCUGCAGCUUCUCGCGCACCGCGUCGGUCGUCGGGCCUCGCGUGCCCCGUCGCCAGUUUCAAUUGUCAGCCGCGCGAUUCUCUGACGAAAAGCCGAAACCCCCAGUUGUCAAGGAGGAGCCGAAGAAGACGUUGGAGAUAAGUAAGGAAGGCCAAUCGACCGCGCCGGAGCCGAAGGGUGAGGUACAGAUUCGUCUCCGGGACCUCCCGCGAACUUUGAAGCCGGAGCACUUCAAGGAGUACACAGAAGCAGAAAAGGCCGCGCUCAGCCAGCAUUAUACACCAGAGCAGAUUGCUGCGAUUGAAGCCGGUGAGGCAGCAAUUGAUCCGGAGCAUCUGGCAACCCAAUUCGGUAUCCGGGAAGACCCUCUGGCCUUCAAGUAUCUCGAUGACUUUUCGACGAUUGAGCCCGUCGUUGACAAGCAUGUCCGCGCCCCUGAAUCCAAUUCCGAUUACACUGCAACCCUGAAGACCGAGGAAGACUUUAUCGAUGACUUUGCCAAGUUUUUCGCCGAAUUGCCCGAGAAUUUUACCAUGUCUGAUUGGGUACGGUUUGCGGAGACGAAUCGCAUGACCAUCGGGAAAGAGGAGAACGAAUUGAAUCCGAGCAGCUCGCUUGUGCCAGCCUUGUUCAGGGCGGGAGAGACUUUGGAAGGGCCGACCGAUAAACCACCGAAGUACUACGAUGCCGGCGAGCAGGGAGCGAAGGCUCAGGAUGAAGAACCGUCUGACGAGAUGAAGGCACUACUGAAGGCUACGGGGUACAGUAUGAAAGAAAUCUCUGCUCUGAAAGUCAAGACCCUCGUGAGCCACCGCGUUGUGAACCAGACUCGUCUGGGUAAGAUCCAGAGCAUGUACAUCCUAGCUGUCGCUGGGAAUGGAAAGGGUCUCCUGGGUAUUGGGGAAGGGAAAUCAGAAGAGCCGUCAAAUGCACAGGCUCAAGCCUGGCUUCGUGCCAUCAGGAAUAUGCAGCCCGUUCCGCGAUAUGAGGACCGCACCAUCUAUGGCGACGUCAAGGGGAAAAAAGGUGCGGUGGAAUUGAAACUAAUGAGUCGCCCGCCUGGUUUUGGUCUCCGCUGCCAGAGUCUGAUCUACGAGAUGUGCCGCGCCGCCGGUAUCAAGGAUCUUGCCGCCCGCGUUGAUCGGUCUCGAAACCACAUGAACACGGUCAAAGCUGCCUACGAGGCCCUUAUGAGCCAACGCCUUCCCGAGGACAUCGCCCGCGCUAGAGGAAAGAAGCUGAUUGACGUGCGAAAGGUCUACUACUCCGGCAGAGAUGUACAGAGAGCCGCAGGACCACGUUUUCAGCGCCAAAAUCUGGCAUAG